Messenger RNA from Triticum aestivum (bread wheat), 1995 nucleotides. Its product is annotated as cysteine-rich receptor-like protein kinase 10. Gene Ontology annotation, molecular function: protein serine/threonine kinase activity; ATP binding. The transcript is spliced from 7 exons. Gene Ontology annotation, cellular component: plasma membrane. Gene Ontology annotation, biological process: protein phosphorylation. The coding region runs from base 1 to 1995 and encodes 664 amino acids. The record is from RefSeq and is a predicted model, not a curated record. NCBI's taxonomy places the organism in Eukaryota, Viridiplantae, Streptophyta, Magnoliopsida, Poales, Poaceae.
AUGUUGAUGCUCGGCGUCCUGCUCCUUUUUCUGAUGCCGUUGUCGGCAACGGGAACGGCACAGCUCUGCGGCAGCGGCAGCAACUACACCACCAACAGCACCUAUCAGUCGAACCUCGCCGCCCUUGCCGCCACCCUCCCCACUAAUGCCUCCUCCUCCCGUCAGCAAUUUGCCGCCGCCACCGUUGGACAAGUACCUGAUGCGGUGCACGCGCUCGCGCUCUGCCGCGGCGACUUCGCCAACGACACGGCAUGUGCGGACUGUGUUGCCGCCUCAUUCCAGCACGCACAGCAGACAUGCCCCAACGACGAGGCCGCCACCGUCUACUACGACUAUGAUGACGUAAACAAUCAGAGGCCAGGCUGCGUACUCGGCUUCUCUGGCGAGAGCGAUUUCCUCAGCCCAGCGGCCGGUCUCACCGAGAACGGUACGCUCUUCGAGGCAUGGAAUCCGGGGAACAUCUCCGCGGACGCCACCAUCACCGCCGCAGACGUCCACAACCUGCUGACUGUGACAGCCCAGGACUCGGCCGCCGACACGGCGAGGCGGUACUCCACAGCGGUGAUGGAUGCCGUGCCAACGCUCUACUCCCUCACACAGUGCACGCCGGACCUGUCCGCCGGUGAUUGCCUGGUUUGCCUCCAGCGGCUUAUCGGCAUGGUCAACGCCACCACGUCCGUGCGCCAGGGAGGACGGAUCUUCGUCCUGCGCUGCAACAUCAGGUUCGAGACGUUUAUGUUCUUCGACCAGCCUAUGCGGCGGAUCAAUCCAUCCUCCAUCACUCAGGCUCCACCAGGCAAGAGUAUGUACACGAACUGUUCGUUUAUUUCCCUUGAAAAAAACUUGAGAUUGCGAGAAAGGCGCACUAAUAAGUUGCACGGAGGGGAUCAUGAACUAGUAUGGGAUAUGGAAACAGGAAUGUUAUCAGGGUUUUCGUUUUUUGAGUUUGAUCAGAUACAGGAGGCCACGAGUAACUUUUCUGAAGAAAAUAAACUUGGAGAAGGCGGGUUUGGCCCUGUAUACAAGGGACAUUUUCUUCAUGGAAUGGAGAUAGCAGUUAAGAGGCUUGCUUCACAUUCAGGACAAGGUUUGGUGGAGUUCAAAAAUGAAGUUCAGCUCAUAGCCAAGCUUCAACAUAGGAAUUUGGUGAGACUGUUGGGAUGUUGCUCUCAAGGAGAGGAAAAGAUACUGGUCUAUGAAUACAUGGCGAACAAAAGCUUGGACUUCUUCAUAUUUGUUCACACAGAUGAACACAGAAAAGCUUUAAUGGAUUGGAACAAACAUCUAACAAUAAUUGAAGGAAUAGCAGAAGGCCUUCUUUAUCUACAUAAGCACUCUUGUCUGCGUGUUAUACAUCGAGAUCUUAAGCCAAGCAACAUUCUCUUGGACAAUGAAAUGAAUCCUAAAAUUUCGGAUUUUGGACUAGCAAAAAUAUUCAGCCCAAAUAACAACGAGGAAAACAGUACGAGAAGAGUAGUUGGUACAUAUGGUUACAUGGCUCCCGAGUAUGCUUCUGAGGGCCUUUUCUCUAUCAAAUCCGAUGUAUUCAGCUUUGGUGUUUUAGUUCUCGAGAUCCUUAGCGGGAAAAGGAAUUCCGGUAGCCAUCAAUGUGGUGAUUUCAUUAAUCUCCUCGGAUAUGCUUGGCAGUUAUGGGAAGAUAGAAGAUGGAUUGAUAUUGUUGAUGCAUCACUUAAUUCAUUUCUUCCAAAGACUCACCCAACAGAAAUUAUGAGGUGCAUUAACAUUGCACUACUAUGUGUACAAGAGAAUGCAAUAGAUCGACCAAACAUGUUGGAUGUUACUGCAAUGCUAAGCAGCAAGACAAUGAUCCUACGUGAGCCUAAGCACCCACCGUAUUUCAAUCUAAGGCGUACCAGGGUUCUCCUGUGGAUCAAAAGGCCACAACUUAUGAGGGCACACAACCUUGGGGAAGAAGACCAACUGGAGGACCUUUGGGAGGUGGGUGGCGGAAGACGGCUGGGAGCUUUCGUCUAG